Molecule: messenger RNA, 1156 nt
Organism: Myotis myotis
Lineage: Eukaryota; Metazoa; Chordata; Mammalia; Chiroptera; Vespertilionidae
Product: receptor-binding cancer antigen expressed on SiSo cells-like
Exons: 1
Coding region: 148-786 (212 amino acids)
Cellular component (GO): secretory granule
Source: RefSeq, a predicted model, not a curated record
GAUUUUUUUAUAUAUACCCUAUGAAGACCUCCAGCUCAGCUUUUUAUUGUUUAUCAUUUCUUUUGUGCUUCCACUUGCCUUCUUGCCUUGCUCAGAUUCCUUGGUCCAUGACUAUAAACCAGGGGUGGGCAAGUUUUGGUUCCCAUCAUGGCUAUCACACAGUUUCGGUUAUUUAAAGUUUGUACCUGCUUAGCGACAUUAUUCUCCUUCCUAAAGAGAUUAAUAUGCAGAUCUGGCAGAGGAUGGAAAUUAAGUGGAGACCAAAUAACUUUGCCAACUACAGUUGAUUAUUCAUCAGUUCCAAAACAGACAGAUAUUGAAGAGUGGACUUCCUGGGAUGAAGAUGCUCCCACAAGUAUAAAGAUUGAAGGAGGGAAUGGGAAUGUGGCAACACAACAAAAUGCUUUGGAACAACUGGAACCUGACUAUUUUAAGGACAUGACACCUACUAUAAGGAAAACUCAGAAAAUCAUUAUUAAGAAGAGAGAACCAUUAAAUUUUGGCGUCCCAGAUGGUAGCACAGGUUUCUCUAGUAGAUUAGCAGCUACACAAGAUAUGCCAUUUAUUCAUCAAUCACCUGAAUUAGGUGACUUGGAUACCUGGCAGGAAAAUACCAAUGCAUGGGAAGAAGAGGAAGAUGCAGCCUGGCAAGCAGAAGAAGUUCUGAGGCAACAGAAGAUAGACAGAGAAAAGAGAGCAGCGGAACAGCAAAGAAAGAAAAUGGAAAAGGAGGCACAGCGGCUAAUGAAAAAGGAGCAAAACAAAAUUGGUGUGAAACUUUCAUAACAGAUGUUCUUCAAAUGUCAUAAUGCCAGUGGGAGAAAUAUGAAAUCCACAACCCAAGCAACAUUUGUAUGAAUCUAAGAGUAUUUCCCGAAUACAAACACACUGUUUGAUUUAAUGCAUUCAUCAGGCCAUUCAGGACACUAGGAUUCUGUCAAAGUACCUUGAACUUGUAGUGAUUGAGACUCAAAAGAACAAAAAGACUUAUGAGACAAUAUUUUCUUCAACAUGUUCCAUUAUAAGACAGUUGUUUGCUGUAAGCAAAUUAUUACAAAUGGAAUAUACCAGUACCUCUUCAAGCUGGUGUUUCUAGCUGAAUGUGUGACUUGAGGGCCACAAUGGGUUCUUAAACUGGACUGGAGGGCCGGAACAA